Suillus subaureus is the source of this 156-nucleotide messenger RNA. RefSeq lists its product as uncharacterized. Lineage: Eukaryota; Fungi; Basidiomycota; Agaricomycetes; Boletales; Suillaceae. The annotation marks the transcript as partial. The record is from RefSeq and is a predicted model, not a curated record. The transcript has a single exon.
GUCCUAAUCGAAAAUGUACCCACCUCCUACAACCCCAGCUCACUACACACCAACUCAAACAUUGAAAUGAAUGAUGGACUCAAACCAGGAACAAUCACAAAAGCAAGAUGGAUCAAGCCGGUAGCCCAAUGCAAGCUGGACCAAAGAACUGCGCAC